AUGAUCCCAAUGACCAAUAAUAACCCUCCUGAAUUGCUGAAACAACAAAUUCAACAACAGCUCUCCCGAUUAUUGAAACAAUUACAGGAUGUGGAAAAUGAUAAAGAAAUGUUGGAUUCUGAAGAAGAAUAUUUGGAAAUUAAAAAGGAAACGCUGCAGCAAAUGAAAGAAUUUCAAAAUACAUUGGAUCAAAUUGGAAAGAAUGAUGAGCUGCUUCGGGAUGAUAUUAAAUCAUUUAGAAUGGCGGUUAGAGCAGCUUGUGUAGAGACUUUUAAAACUUUGGAAAUCAUUCAAAUGUUCGCACAACAAAAUACUAAUCAAAUCAAGGAAAAACUAUCGUCAUUGGAAACGUCGUUCCGCUUACACAAAAUAUCAGAACAGGAAUACAUUUCUCAGAAAACAGAAAUAUUGGGCGUGUUGCAAAAAUUGAAUUCACCUCUCACCAAUGAACAAGAACAAUUUCUCAAGAAACACAUGAACUCUAAAUUGAAAGAAUUUAUUGGAAGUGAUGAAUUCGAAAAAAAUAUCUUGUCCAACAUUAAAAAUUAG
Molecule: messenger RNA, 549 nt
Organism: Naegleria fowleri
Lineage: Eukaryota; Heterolobosea; Eutetramitea; Acrasida; Naegleriidae
Exons: 1
Coding region: 1-549 (182 amino acids)
Molecular function (GO): beta-catenin binding
Source: RefSeq, a predicted model, not a curated record